AUGGCUUUGCAUUUUGUUAAGCUAGGAGGAGGAAUAUUACUUGCAACUCUUUUGAUAGUAGCUUCAGCCUCUGACCCCAGCCCUCUUCAAGAUUUCUGUGUUGCAGAUCCCACUAGCCCGGUGGUAGUGAAUGGCUUGGCCUGCAAGGACCCAAACCUUGUACGAGCGAGCGAUUUCUUCUUCAGUGGCCUUCACUUGCGAGCCAACACAACCAACUCCUUCGGAGCGGGCGCGACUCCGGUGACUGCUGCCCAGAUUCCGGCGCUCAACACUCUCGGCAUUUCUAUGGGACGCGUUGACUUCGCCCCGCAGGGUCUCAGUCCGCCGCACAUUCAUCCUCGCGCCACCGAAAUCUUGAUCGUCCUUGACGGUAGAAUUGAAGCCGGUUUCAUAACCUCCAACCCUGAAAACCGUCUUGUCACCAAAGUGCUAGAGAAGGGCGACGUGUUCGUGUUCCCAGAAGGUCUUAUCCAUUUCCAGCGGAACAUUGGGAAUGGCAACGCCGUCGCCGUCGCAUAUUUCAGUAACCAGAACAUAGGAGGGAUUAUCUUCGUUGCUAAUGAUGUGUUUGGAUCGAAUCCGGCUAUACCUGCAGAUGUUCUGGCCAAAGCGUUCCAGGUUGACCAGAACAUUAUCAGUAAGAUUGCAUCUAAAUUCUAA
Molecule: messenger RNA, 660 nt
Organism: Ipomoea triloba (trilobed morning glory)
Lineage: Eukaryota; Viridiplantae; Streptophyta; Magnoliopsida; Solanales; Convolvulaceae
Product: putative germin-like protein 2-1
Exons: 2
Coding region: 1-660 (219 amino acids)
Cellular component (GO): cell wall
Molecular function (GO): manganese ion binding
Source: RefSeq, a predicted model, not a curated record